AUGCAACGUUUUCUGUCCGACGCAGAAGCGACAUUCCCGGCGAGAUUAGGUCCAGGGGGCAGGAAUGCUGUUGCUGACUUUGAUCAUGGAGGAGAUAGUAGCUGUUUAACCACGCACGGCGAAGAUCUGGUCUUUGAAUGUGAACCGCAUGAGGAUGAGCACAACUCGCUUCAUGAGUACAUGUCCUCCUUCAAGACGCCAAGAAGAACUGGGAAAGGCCGUGCGCGCCAUGAGACUGGCAUGGAAGCAGAUGGAAAACACUUGGAUGAGGCAGAUGCUGAAAUGAACCUGGAAGGCAUUGGUGCUCUUUUUGACGACCAUCACAAUGACGAGAAAGCAAAACUAGCAGCCAAGAGAUACGUAAGGGCAACGAAAGGAAGGCGAAGCGGCUUCCCACAUUCUCAGGAAGACCAACUUUUGAACAGCGACAAACGACGGAUCGCGAGACAUCUGAGACGAGCUAUCAAGGACAUGGAGGAUGUCACUGAUACCUUGAAGAUGGUGGCGGAUAUUGUCAAUAACUAG
This is a messenger RNA of Bacidia gigantensis, 525 nucleotides long. RefSeq lists its product as uncharacterized. The transcript is spliced from 2 exons. The record is from RefSeq and is a predicted model, not a curated record. Bases 1 to 525 code for a protein of 174 amino acids. NCBI's taxonomy places the organism in Eukaryota, Fungi, Ascomycota, Lecanoromycetes, Lecanorales, Ramalinaceae.